Molecule: messenger RNA, 2272 nt
Organism: Orbicella faveolata
Lineage: Eukaryota; Metazoa; Cnidaria; Anthozoa; Scleractinia; Merulinidae
Product: deoxyribose-phosphate aldolase-like
Biological process (GO): deoxyribonucleotide catabolic process; carbohydrate catabolic process
Cellular component (GO): cytoplasm
Molecular function (GO): deoxyribose-phosphate aldolase activity
Source: RefSeq, a predicted model, not a curated record
UCACACUUGGUCAAUGACCCAUAUUUAUUUCCAUUAUUGAGUGCAGAACAUAAACAGGAUUAUUCAGGGUAAUUGCAGUGAAAGUCUGUACUCCGGUUAACCUGAACAUCACUCCGGUUAGACUGAAUAUCAUUCUGGUUACCCUGUUUAUGGUAAGCUCUCAAUGAUGGUAAUGGUAACAAGAUUCAUUUAAAAAUUCUACAGCCUGCAGUCUACAUUUUACCCUUUGGUCUGCAUUUUUGAUGGGGGUGUGAAACCCAAACCUUGAAACCUGUAUCCUAUUUCAGACCAAAAUCUGUGAUUUUCCAUACCCUAUUUCAGACCUCUUGAAUUAGUACAACAUUUGAGAAGGGCUACAAAUCUGCCAAAUACCCAAUGCCAAGCCUGGGUGAAAACAUUCAAUAUUUCAGACCAAAAUGGUCAAAGUCUAUACCCUUUUCCAAAUCAAAAUCACUCAAAAAUGAUACCCUUCAGGGCCGCACAUACCUAUAUUGCCUAUAUAAGGGAGUGCCUUUUCCCCCGUCCCCGGACUAACAUUAAAUGAAAUAUAUAGCAUCCAUUCCAACCCACUGAGUCUAUCUAAAUCCUUUGCAAUAUAUUUGAGCAACUUAAAUGUCUAUGAACGUCUAAAAUAGAAAUCAAUGCAGCUGCAACACAUCUGCACAUCACAGAGAUCAGGUAAAAAUCUGACUAGCAAGCUUACACUGUAUGUAACUUGCAACGUAAGCUUCAACAAACAUCCCGAUUUAAUAGUCAUCAAUCUAGUCCAGAUAGAUCGAUCCAGAAGGCAUAAGAAUACCUGAACACCCCCAGAAGUUAAAGAAAAAUAGUGCUAAAACAACUGGGAAAUCUUCCCAAUCAGGUUAGAUAAAUGUAUUUAUCCAAAAGUAACAACAGACCGUUACGCUACUCACAUUUGCAAGGUUGGAGUCCGUCAGAAGACCACGCUUGGAGAGCAAAUUAACCAGUUUCGUUUUUAUCUCUACUGGAAGAAAUCCCAACGAGGUUUCGUGGUCUGGCAACUGACUAGCUACUGCUCUAAGACAAUGAUUUUGUAAACUACUCACCACUGCAAAAACCGCCAUAUUUUGUAUUGUAAUGGGUGGCAACCGCAGUAAAGGAUGCUUUGUACGGGGGCUCAUUUUAGAACCAGGCGCCAGUCUCCCUAAUCUAUCUCCUCACAUGUCCAUUUCACGUUACCAAAGAUGUCGUCCCACUUGGAUCGUAACCCUGGAGUGCCGCUGGAUUUAGAGUGGGUAAGCAGGGCAAGAGUUAAUCUUCCUGCAGUUAAACGACGCGCAGACACGCUGAAAAUUCGCCGAUCGGUAAAGAAGCAGUGGCAAGCGGCUUGGCUUCUCCGAGCAGUGACCUGCAUAGAUUUAACAACUCUGUCAGGAGAUGACACAGCGACCAAUGUGGCUCGAUUGUGCUUCAAAGCACAAAAUCCAGUGAGACAGGACUUGCUGGAAAGCAUGGGUAUGGCAGACAAGGGAAUAACCACAGGUGCGGUUUGUGUUUACUCAUCCCGCGUUCCGGACGCUGUCAAGACUCUGGAGGAUAUUAACUCCGAGAUACCAAUUGCCUCAGUGGCCGCAGGAUUCCCAGCAGGUCAGACUCCACUCAAGCAAAGACUAGAGGAAAUAGAGACAGCUGUUGCUUCAGGUGCCACAGAAAUUGAUAUUGUUAUCAGCCGAGCAUUCGUGCUUGAAGGAAACUGGGAGGCACUCUACAAUGAAGUGCAGGCAAUGCGCAAGGCUUGCGGAGAAGCCCAUCUAAAAACAAUUAUUGCCACAGGUAUUUUUUAAACUUGAAUUUUGUCAUAGGCAAUCAGGCUUUCCUGUAAAUAAUAGUAUAUCAAAGUUACUUUAUUUCUGACAAUGAACUGACAACUGGUUGACAAUUUCAAAAUCUCUGCUCGCAGGUGAAGAUUACUUUACUCGUCACCUCUGAGUUAAACAAAUCAGAGAGCACUUACAAGUGCAGUACAUGUAAUUAUUGAACCUCUUGCUUGAGAUUUGUGCAAGCUGUAGGAGGUGUGAUUGACUAGUUUUAUUUUAUUGUUCUGAAUCUACCAUAACUAUUUAUACUAUUGAACAAAGGAUAUUGAUAAAACUCUAAGGAGGGGUAUUGUUGAUUCCCUUUGGUAAUUUGUUAUUGUACGGAAAAACUGUAUAUUUGUUCAGAGGGUCUCUACUGAUAAAUAAAGAUACUAAAACUUGGACAUUCCACCAUGGAAGUCUGCCAAUUUUUGAGUUAUUUUUUUGUAAAAAGA